AUGUCGACAGAUCACCCACCCCAGAUGUUAUUUUUCGAUACAUUUGGCACAGUAGUGUCAUGGCGUAUAUGCGUUACGGAAGAGCUGAGCGCAGCUGCCCUGCAUAUUGUGAACCAUCCCCAGGGCCUCCCAGCCGACUUGCGGGACCGCGCUGCAGCCAUGACCUGGGACAACUGGCUAGAAUUUGUUGCAGAAUGGCGGGAGUCCUACAAUAACUUUACCAGCACAUUUGAUCCAUCUAAAGAGUUUGUCUCGGUCGAUCAGCACCACUACAAUGCCCUUCAAGAACUCUUGCGACAGCGUGAUCUGGACGGCCUGUUCACUGACGAGAAGCUGUGGGAACUCUCUUUCGCCUGGCACCGGCUCAACCCGUGGUCAGAUAGUGUCCAAGGUUUGGAAUUGUUGAACCGUCGGUUUGCAACUGCCACCCUGUCAAAUGGGAAUGUCUCUUUACUACAGGAUCUCCAGCGACAUGGAUCACUGCCUUUCACGCAUCUUGUUAGUGCGGAAAAUUUCAAGGCUUACAAGCCUUCUCCGCUGGUUUAUAAUGGCGCUGCCAAGAUGUUUGGACUGGAACCAGGCCAAUGCGGACUGGUUGCGGCGCAUCUAGAAGAUUUGGAAGCUGCCAAGAGCUGUGGAUUUCAGACUAUCUAUGUGGAGCGUGAGCUGGAGGAAGAGUGGUCAAAGGAACAGGCUGCAAAAGCCAAGACUGAGGACUGGGUGGAUAUGUGGAUUGAUCUUGAGUCUGAUGGCUUCCGAGAAGUGGCUAGGCGAUUUGGGAUUGAGUAA
This is a messenger RNA of Penicillium coprophilum, 789 nucleotides long. RefSeq names its product haloacid dehalogenase, type II. Gene Ontology annotation, molecular function: hydrolase activity, acting on halide bonds, in C-halide compounds. The transcript has a single exon. The record is from RefSeq and is a predicted model, not a curated record. Bases 1 to 789 code for a protein of 262 amino acids. NCBI's taxonomy places the organism in Eukaryota, Fungi, Ascomycota, Eurotiomycetes, Eurotiales, Aspergillaceae.